This is a messenger RNA of Drosophila ananassae, 503 nucleotides long. Its product is annotated as transmembrane protein 203. The record is from RefSeq and is a predicted model, not a curated record. Gene Ontology annotation, cellular component: endoplasmic reticulum. The transcript has a single exon. Gene Ontology annotation, biological process: intracellular calcium ion homeostasis. Lineage: Eukaryota; Metazoa; Arthropoda; Insecta; Diptera; Drosophilidae. The coding region runs from base 1 to 441 and encodes 146 amino acids.
AUGUUCAAGCUCUCUGAGCUGGUGCGCUGGCUGGGGCUGACCGAGUUCGAGAUUCUGGUCAACCUUUGCGGCCUUCUCGUAUUCACCAUUACGCUAGCUGUCAAGCUGUCCGCCGCGGGAUCGACUGGAGGCGUUCUUCCCGAGCUGGUGGGCGACUGGUUCACCGUCUUCAGCCCUUUGUUCUUCAUCGACAUUUGUAACGCGUACUUCUGCGUAAUUGUGGGCAUACGUAUGUACUUGGACUCGGACAACAAGCGCAAGGCGCUGCACCGCUUCAUGUGGAGCACCUACUUCCUAGUGCUAAUUGCCAUCUUCAAGUACCUGCUGUGCCUCAAGCUCUCUGGGAAGACGGGCCUCGAGUACUCGGAAGUCUUCUCGCCGAUUUUCGUGUUGCUGCAACUUGUAGCGGUGCGCGCCUGCCAGCUGCCCAACUCCAUCUAAAGGCUAGCUCAUAUUUGGUCUAAAUAAACAUGUAAAUUUAUUUGUUUUUUGAAUAUCAGAAA